ACUCUAUAUUAAUGCCCAUGAUUUUGGAAUGAGAUGUUUGAUGAGCAGGUGGCCACAUACUUUUGGUGAUGUAGUAUACGUGAAAGCUACCAUCAAGUUCACACAACACAACUGUAAAUAUGGAGAUGAUCUAAGAUGGAGCACACCUCGUGCACAGAGGACCGUAUGCACCAUGGCGUGGACAGGUGCCUUUAUGGCCUGGGCCACAGCUCUCCCAACACAUAGCCCUGGAACGGUCCUUGAACAGUCCCAGGAUGAGCUGGUGGUCCCACUGGCUCUCCUGUUCUCUUCCACUCUUCUGCAGACCCCUCACUUCUCCUCUGACUCUGGGGUGCUGCAGGAGGCCUGUGAGGUGUUCCACUGUUUCCUGUCCUGGCCAGAGCCCUGCUGCAGCGCCAGCCGACACCUGCUCUCCCUCAUCCAGCAGGAGCUCAGGGUGCCAGGUAUCUCAUUUCAAAGACUAGUGAGAGAAGAACAGGGCUUGACCACCACCACCAAUCACUCCAAAACUAUGACGGUAUUGUUAAUGAGCCUAGGCAAGGAUGUCCCUCCCGAGCUCAUGUCUGUCUCUGAGCAGCUGAGUGGUGUCUGUCACUCCCAGAGGGAUACCUCCAUCACCCUGAUCAAACAUGCCUUCCAGGCUGCCCUGGGGACCAAGUACCCCCUCCAGAUACUGCAUCAUGCACUGCAGCUUGUGACUGCAGAGGCCCUGGAGACAGCAGCCUAUACAUGGGACCCAGACGCAGCCAGAGAGAGUCCACUGCAGAGCCUGAAGGGGCUGGUGGAGAGAAUUUGCAUACCCCCUCCAGACUGCCAUACAGGCCCUGGAAAUGUCCAUACACUGACGCUGCCCUUAGCCAAAUGUCACAUGUACUCCUGGGAUAAGGACAACUUCGACAUUUUAAAAGACAUUCCUCAGAGUGAGCUGGACGGGCUCCCAGUCUUUAACCUUUACAGAGACAAGGGAGAGGAGGAUGAGGAAACAGAGGAGGAAACAAUAAAGAACCGAUACACAGACCACCGGAUCUCCACUGUGUCCACCUGCUCCAAAGACUAUGUUCUCCAGCUACUCCCUGACCUCCAGCUUGUCUGUGCCCUCCACCCUGUCUCAGAUCUCCAGGUCAGAGGUGAAGGUGGACAAGGUCCAGGUGAGUGGUGGCAGUGGGAUCACCUUCCCUGUGUGUCUGGACCAGGAUGAGAAGAAGAUCAUCCAAAGUGUCAUCAGGUGUGAGGUGUCAUUGUGCUGUAAACCAGGCAGCGGUUCUGACUGGAGGUCUCACAGGAGCCGGCCUGGUCAGGUCCAGCCACUGCACCCCUCCUUCUGCUCCCUGCUCUGCCUGCCCAUCACCUCCUGUGGCUCUCAACUGCCAUAAAACACUGGACUAGGCUACUCUCUCUCCUAAACCACUCAGACAUAAACACCCACAUGAUGUUCUGAUAAUACUGUAUUCCAUUUAGCAUGAAGCUUUUAUCCAAAGCAAAAUACAGUCAUGUGUACAUACAGUUGAAGUUGGAAAUUGACAUACACUUUAGCCAA
Oncorhynchus tshawytscha (Chinook salmon) is the source of this 1537-nucleotide messenger RNA. RefSeq names its product phosphoinositide 3-kinase regulatory subunit 5-like. Gene Ontology annotation, molecular function: 1-phosphatidylinositol-3-kinase regulator activity. The transcript has 11 exons. The record is from RefSeq and is a predicted model, not a curated record. Gene Ontology annotation, cellular component: phosphatidylinositol 3-kinase complex, class IB. Bases 29 to 1198 code for a protein of 389 amino acids. Gene Ontology annotation, biological process: G protein-coupled receptor signaling pathway; positive regulation of MAP kinase activity. NCBI's taxonomy places the organism in Eukaryota, Metazoa, Chordata, Actinopteri, Salmoniformes, Salmonidae.